Eutrema salsugineum is the source of this 192-nucleotide messenger RNA. RefSeq lists its product as uncharacterized. Gene Ontology annotation, biological process: negative regulation of cell population proliferation. Lineage: Eukaryota; Viridiplantae; Streptophyta; Magnoliopsida; Brassicales; Brassicaceae. The record is from RefSeq and is a predicted model, not a curated record.
AUGUGGGUGUCCAACAUAUCUGGAUUGAUGAGGCAGUUGAUGGAAACGAUGAAGGAGAGGUUGGAGAAGAUGAAGAGGACAAUGAGACAACAGAGAGCAAAGCUUCAUAUCAUCAGAAUUUGCAUCACUUUGCUUAUCUCUUCUGAUAAUAACUCUUGAUCUCCUUUUCUUGUUAAUUGUUAACAAUUCCUU